CUGGGUUAACACGAGCAUUUAUAACCCUUAACAAAACAACAGGAAUAUUUUUUCUUAUAAUUGGAAAAUUCUCAAUAUUUCAAGCAUUAAUAUUGUGUUUUACGUUGGUUUUAACAUUGUUAAUUAUCCUGAGUUAAUGUAGUAAAGGUUUAAUGGUUUAUAAAGGUAUUUUAGAGGUUAAUUAAGGGAAGAUAUGAGUGUUGGUGAGUCAGGAAGAGGGAGGUGAAGGUGUUAUCUUUAUGAUUCAUCUAUAAUAAUGAUAGAGGGAAUUAUAGAGAUAGAGAGACAUAUAGAGUCAGUGAGGUGGCAUUAUACAUACCCAGGGGCAUCAUGGCACCUCCAGCCACCUCAUACCCUCUUAUACCCGGCAAACAUCUUCUUCUAGUAUUUAUUCUAACACCUGUGUUAAGUCAACACCUGCCAGCAGAACACCUGUCUACCCUAGUGGAGGAGAAUUAUACGUUGUGGUGCGGGUUUAGCGCUCAUGAUCUCACCUUCAGUGAAGAUGAGAGUGAAAAUGUGACUUUAUUUGUGUCUGGUGAACCAGAGGAAGAAAUAACAUUAAUGUUUAGCCACGAUGGUGAUAAUAUUCUCCAGGAAAUACCCAAUAUUACUGUGGGUACUGAUGGUGGGUAUGUAGGAGAGAAUAUUACAGUGUCCCUAGUGGGUAUUAGGGUAGGGCACACAGUCUUGCUGGUCGAUGCCACCCCAGGCAACAUGACUGAUGUUUCGCAGGCGUUCGUUCGGGUUUCCGUCAACCAUAAUGAUGAUCUGGACUAUUUUAGCGAUGUUGUCGGGUGGGUUUAUUUCACCGCUUGGUCGGUCUCCUUCUACCCCCAGAUUUACAUCAACUGGCGCAGGAAGAGCGUCAUCGGCCUGCAUUUCGACUUCCUCUCAUUGAAUAUCGUGGGUUUUUUCAUGUAUAGUUUAUUCAAUGUUUGCCUCUACUGGGCCCCAGUCAUACAACGGCAGUAUUUUCUCAGGCAUCCGUUUGGGGUUAACCCGGUGCAACUCAACGAUGUCAUAUUCUCCCUUCAUGCAUUCUUCGCUUGCAGUAUUCAAGUGUUGCAGUGUUGCAUCUAUGAACGUGGCGACCAACGCAUAUCAAAAACCGCCAAGGGAAUUUUAUCCGGCAUCGCGAUGGCCUCGAUACUGAUGGUUAUACUGGGGUCGACUCAAGUUGUGCUCUGGCUGGACUUCCUCUAUUUUGUCUCCUAUGUCAAGCUCUUCAUCACUCUCAUUAAAUAUAUUCCACAGGCCCUACACAACUACAGGAGGAAGACACGUCGGGGCUGGAAGGGAAACAUCCUUUUGGGACUUAAAGGGGGAAUUCUUCAGUGGCUCGAUUUUUUAUUAUUCCCUAAAAACUACAAUGAGGGGGGAUCUAUCUUUGGAGAUCCCACGAAAUUUGGCCUUGGUCUCUUCUCGGUUAUAUUUGAUGUUUUCUUCAUGAUUCAGCAUUACGUUCUGUACCGUGGCACUGAAGGUUAUGAGCGCAACUUAAACUCCCCACAACCUACACACAGCAGUUCUCUGACUGAGUCUGUAUCAUCUGUUGACUAUGGAGCAGUUGGUAGUAUUCAUUAAU
This is a messenger RNA of Cherax quadricarinatus, 1588 nucleotides long. Its product is annotated as cystinosin homolog. Gene Ontology annotation, biological process: L-cystine transport. NCBI's taxonomy places the organism in Eukaryota, Metazoa, Arthropoda, Malacostraca, Decapoda, Parastacidae. Gene Ontology annotation, molecular function: L-cystine transmembrane transporter activity. Gene Ontology annotation, cellular component: lysosomal membrane. The record is from RefSeq and is a predicted model, not a curated record.